GCAACACGAUAUCACCGACAUGACUUCAAAUCGAUAGCACCACCUCCCAUCAUGGUCUCCUUCUGGCCCUUCGGCGGCGGCAACGGCACCGAUGCAGCCUCCUUCGAGAAAGUCCUCUCUCAACUCUCCACAAAGAUCAACAAGACGAGCGCACAAAACGAUCGAUACCGCCAGAGGCAACGCCGCUACAAAGUCCUGUGGACACUCUACUCCACAUUCGCAUACAUCCUCAUCGCGGCGAUCCUCACCCUCGUCACAGGCUGGGAGAACUGGAACAUCCUCGAAUACAGCGCCAUCGCCGGUGCACCCGUCCUGAUCUACAGCAUACGAACGGGACUCGAUGCAUAUUACAAUUACCGACUGGCGAACUCGCAGAAUCAUCUCAAUGACUUGACAAAGCAAAGAGAGGCGGCGAUUGAGAAGUUGAAGGCUGCGACCAAGUACAACAGCACGCAGCAGUUGUUGGAGAAGUAUGGAGGUUCGCCGCCGAGCAAGCGAGCACCGUCGCCACAGGGAAAUGGAAAGAGGAAGUCGCAUAUGGGACCGAGUGUGCCGCAGGGUGGAAGGACUGGAUUUGCGCCGCCGCCAACUGCAAAUAUACCGGGUAGACAACCUCCGCCUGGUGUUGUGAUACCUCAAGGUGCGCCUGGAGUCGUCCCAAGACCACCGAGUGCAGGAGUACCGUCACCAAACCGAUCACCUGCUGGUGAAGAGUUCGCACCCAACGCAUUCAGCAAUCGACAACCCUCACAGUACGCUCAUGAUGGUCCGAGAUGGUACGAUCGAAUCCUGGAUGUUGUGCUUGGCGAAGACGAAACGCAAGCGAAGAAUCGCAUUGCUUUGAUCUGCCAGAGCUGCCGACUGGUCAAUGGUCAAGCUCCACCUGGCGCGAGGACGAUGGAGGAUGUCGGAAAGUGGAGAUGCAGUGCUUGUGGGGCGAUGAACGGUGUGGAGAGUGAAGAAAAGAAGAUGCUGAGGGAUGUGGCAAAGGGCGGGAAGGCCGAGUCUGCUACCACUUCUCCUGUCGUAGCUAGCGAGAGUGUCGAGACGGAGGCCGCAGAGGAUGAAAAUGAGAGGAAUGAAAGCGACGAGGGCACACCAGCACCAGUGGAGGAUGCUUCGCCAGCUGCUUCAACGAGAAGUAAAGCCCGACAGAGGCAGAAGGCUUGA
This is a messenger RNA of Zymoseptoria tritici IPO323, 1170 nucleotides long. RefSeq lists its product as uncharacterized. The coding region runs from base 52 to 1170 and encodes 372 amino acids. The record is from RefSeq and is a predicted model, not a curated record. NCBI's taxonomy places the organism in Eukaryota, Fungi, Ascomycota, Dothideomycetes, Mycosphaerellales, Mycosphaerellaceae. Gene Ontology annotation, biological process: endoplasmic reticulum tubular network organization. Gene Ontology annotation, cellular component: endoplasmic reticulum tubular network. The transcript has 2 exons.